This is a messenger RNA of Solanum dulcamara, 769 nucleotides long. RefSeq lists its product as uncharacterized. Gene Ontology annotation, molecular function: serine-type endopeptidase activity. The coding region runs from base 110 to 652 and encodes 180 amino acids. The record is from RefSeq and is a predicted model, not a curated record. NCBI's taxonomy places the organism in Eukaryota, Viridiplantae, Streptophyta, Magnoliopsida, Solanales, Solanaceae. The transcript has 8 exons. Gene Ontology annotation, cellular component: membrane; signal peptidase complex.
CCCAAACUUUUCAGCAUAUAGAUCGAAAAUCCCUUUAAUUUUUGUGCCCUUUGAGAUUUCUGAUUUCCAGACCAAAGAGAAACAGAGACGAAAAAGGAGAGACGAAAAAAUGGGAUGGAUCGGAGAGCAAAUCGAUUCGAUAAAGUCAAUUCAGUUCAGACAACUCGUAACUCAAGCUAUUAGUCUUGGGAUGAUUGUUACAUCAGCACUUAUAAUAUGGAAAGCGCUGAUGUGUGUAACUGGCAGCGAGUCACCUGUGGUGGUUGUGCUUUCCGGAAGUAUGGAACCUGGCUUUAAAAGGGGUGACAUUCUUUUCUUGCAUAUGAGCAAGGAUCCUAUUCGUGCGGGAGAAAUUGUCGUGUUUAAUGUUGACGGACGUGAAAUUCCAAUUGUUCAUCGAGUAAUAAAGGUUCACGAGCGCAAAGACACUGGAGAAGUUAAUGUCCUUACAAAAGGAGACAACAACUUUGGUGAUGACAGACUUCUCUAUGCCCACGGUCAACUCUGGCUGCAACGUCAUCACAUUAUGGGGAGAGCUGUUGGGUUCUUGCCUUAUGUUGGUUGGGUAACUAUAAUCAUGACUGAAAAGCCAAUUAUCAAGUAUAUAUUGAUAGGUGCAUUGGGAUUGUUGGUCAUCACGUCAAAAGAUUAGUGGACAAUGGCUUCGAUUCACUGGCACAAAUGGUAGCUUGAAAUUAGAGAAACUAUGUAUCUGCCAUUUGAAGAAUCAUGACUCAUUUUUGGACAAAUAGAAUCCUCUUUCUAGACA